Messenger RNA from Anisakis simplex (herring worm), 789 nucleotides. Lineage: Eukaryota; Metazoa; Nematoda; Chromadorea; Rhabditida; Anisakidae. The record is from the annotation of a GenBank genome assembly.
AUGAUUGUUCAGAGGUUCCCACUAAACAGUGCUCAGACUGGAUUCAGGGAAAGUGUUGUUCCAUUACCUAAAUGGAUGCAUCAAUGUCAGCAGUAUUUUGAUGAUGUUUUCUGCUGCUUUCCUGAUCGCUUACCGAAAUCUGAGAUUCAUUGUGAUAUGCAAGAUGGUCAGGAUCCAUGGGUGGCACCGGGCAACUUUUGGCAAACACUGCAAGUCGACGGAACGAUGGUAGUGCAGCAUUUUGCGGAAUACAAUAUUCUGGAUACAAAGAAGAGACUGAUUUAUCCAGUAAAAUUCGACGAAAAGCCUCUCGAUCUGAGACCCGCUUCAUUCUUCUUCCCAAUGGAAAACAUCAUGGAUCUGACUGAAAUUGCCAUUCGAGACGAUCGUUUCUUUUUCAUUUGCGAGUAUGUGAAGUUAAACAUUCAACAAUUUCGUUUGGUUGGUGAUACCGACGAAAAAUGUCAUAAAACGAGUUUUAUAAAAAAGGAUGGAAUGCGUGGAUUACGAUUUUGUACGAAUCCUAUAUAUCAUGCGAUUAUACAAUACGAUACGCUACGCCCUCGUGAACAUCUGUAUAUGCAGUGGCAAUUACAGGUAUCUUACAGAGAAGACGACAGAAAAAUUUACAAAUAUGACGCUGUAAACAUAUCGCCGAGCGGUCAAAUCGUUAUGGAAUGUAAUAUCACAGAGAUCAACGUAUAUGUCACUGGUGAUGGAGUUCUUCUCAAAUACGUUAUCAGUUUACCCAAAUCUGACCUGAAAUCAUUAUUGGGCAACUCUUUCUAA